AUGCCGGGCAUUCUGCCAAUGAAGGUCAUCAAGGUGGGAACCAGCACGCAGAGCCGGAUCGCCCAAGCCUGCGACCGCUUGCAAGACCAGCGACAAGCUGAGCCGGCGCGCGUUUCCAGAGGAUACACCGAGAGUUUGGAGGAGAGAGUCAGGGUCCUGGAGGCUGAGGUUCGCGACCUGAAAGAUUUGCUGGACGAGAAGGACGAAAAGAUCGACAUGCUGUCCAAGAUGCACGGGAAUCAUCGCCGGCCGUCCAUAAGCUCCGGCUCGGGAAUGCCGUCGAACGCAAGCUCGCCUGUCGAGAGCAGGCCCGGGAGAGAGCCGACGCCACCAAAGGAGGACACAUUCAAGAUCCAAGCCUCACCGCUUCUGCUUGGGGUUGAGAACUCAGACUCAUACUUCAUGGGCCCCUCAAGUGGGCGAGGUUUCGUAGAAGCCUUCAAGCGCAAAUUGCAAGAGGCUGGCAAGCCAUCCUCGGACUUCAACACCGAGGCCUUCUUGCAUAUACAAGGCUGUUACCCGCUCGUGCCCAAAGAGUCAGCCGUGCCGAUGAGAGUGCCCCCGCGUCUCUUUACCGACCGAUGUGUCAACGUCUAUUUCCAGGAGUGGGCGCCAUUAUUCCCCGUCAUUCACAAGCCAACGUUUCUCCGUAUCUAUGAAGAGUUCGUGUCCGACCCGGAGAAGGUCAAAAACAACCACAAGCUGGCGCAACUGCACCUCGUCUUCAGCAUCGCUGCUCUCUCCAGCGACAGGCCGGAUCUGGUCCAGAUCGCUUCUUGUGAGCAACAAUGGCAGCGGUCAGUCGAGGCAGUCCUCAUGGAGAACACCAUGAACACCCUGCAGUGCCUUGUACUCGCCCUGGUUUACUGCACGGUACGGGCAGACUAUAAGCGCCUACAGCACUACAAGGGAAUCGCUGUGGGUCUGUCUCAUCGCUUGGGUCUCCACCAGAGCCAGAAGCGGUUCUCGUUCGGCGCCCUCACGAUCGAGACGCGCAAGAAGGUCUUCUGGACACUGUACACUCUAGACUGCUUCUCUGCUGCAAUCCUGGGGCUCCCCAAGUUGAUCAAGGAGGAGGACGCACAUGCGGAAUAUCCUUCCGACACAGAUGAUGAAUAUGUCACCGAGAAAGGUUUCCAGCCGACGCUCCCCGGAGAAUAUACCAAGCUUUCGUCUGCUUUGGCUCUCUUCCGCGCUGCUCGCAUCAUGGCCAAGGUGCUCGAGAAGCUCUACCCGGCGGCAACUUCGUAUGAUCUCUCAUUACAGCAGAUGUCUGCACUUGAAGCGGAGCUCGACAACUGGUCCGAGAACCUUCCCCAGCACUUGAAGCUCACCUUCCGACAAGACAAGCCGUCGACGGAUGUUACUGGCAGCAGGUCACCCUUGUUGUCUCUCACAUACUAUUACAUCCGCACACUUAUCUACAGGCCGGCUAUUGGCUCCAGCCUUGGCCACAAGGCAGCACCCGCUCGGUUAUCUGUGAGCGAAUCAGCAAAGCAUAUGAUACAAAUUGCGCAGCUGCUUGAAGAGAGGAGCAUGUCGUUUUCUUUCUGCCUCAACAAGGCCGACCUGCUAUUGAUCUGCGGCAUGACACUGUUGUACCAAGGUAUCGACCUGAAGCAAGACAGCAAAAUGCUGAAGGAUAACGAGCGGCUUGUCAAUGCCGUCAUCAAGAUCGUCGAGCGGAUGAAGGCACCCAGCACGUAUGAUUUCAAGCGGAUUGCGAGCAUGCUGGUCAGUCUUGAUGAGCCAGUGACCUCGCUGCCAACGCCGCCGAGGCAGAGUCCGGACACGAGUAUGGCUGCACCGCCGCCGCAAAGAUCGUCGCCAGCCCCGAAGUCAAAGAAGAAGUCCUCGCAUGGUCACCAGUCCCAACAGUACCCACUCGGUCGACACUCGGGUGCGAGCAUGAGCGAAACCGACCUGUUAUCUCAGCAGGAGAAGCUUAGAAGGAUGACAAUGCCAAGCCUCACGCCCGUCCCAGGCGCCGGACGGCCGGACCUACAUCGUUCCGCCUCCCGCACAUCCUUCGACAGUGUCAGGCCCAACCCAGCGUCGAUCAUGCAGCGCCGCGACCAACGUCUAUCCACCUCGCAGGCCGCCAUGAUAGCGCGCGUGUCAUCGGGGCAAAAGACGAACUUGGACUUCCUCUCAUUAGGCAAUGCAGCGAGCCAGCCCGGCUCGUCUUCACCGGCGCAGAAUCAUCACCACGUCCCGACGAGCGGUGCCCCGACUCAACAACACUAUGCACCCAUCCAGGUCCCGCCGAAAGUGGCUGCGGGAGGUGUCUCGCCGUCCGAAUGGGAGGCGCUACUGGGCCAGAUUGACGGCGGGCAGGUCAACCUCUACGACGCCAUCUACGGAGGCCCUCAGGUGUCGCUCGAGACGCCCGUGAACUCGGCUGUGGAGAGCAGCUGGUCGCCCGACUCGCUCGACCUCUCGACGUUCAACCUGGGGGACUUCGGUGGCGCCACGCAGGGUGGCAGCCUAAGUGAGGAGAGCCUGAGUUCUGUGUCUGGGGGCGACGACCUGUCAUCGCUGGACUUGCGUGAUUUCCAGGGCAAUCAUGGGGCGAUGAUGCCUGGGGCAGGCGACGAAGGAUUCAUGAUGGAGGGGAUGCCGGUGGGUGGCAACUUUGGAAUUUGA
This is a messenger RNA of Diaporthe citri, 2646 nucleotides long. RefSeq lists its product as uncharacterized. The record is from RefSeq and is a predicted model, not a curated record. The transcript is spliced from 4 exons. Bases 1 to 2646 code for a protein of 881 amino acids. Lineage: Eukaryota; Fungi; Ascomycota; Sordariomycetes; Diaporthales; Diaporthaceae. Gene Ontology annotation, molecular function: zinc ion binding; DNA binding. Gene Ontology annotation, biological process: DNA-templated transcription.